This is a messenger RNA of Pygocentrus nattereri (red-bellied piranha), 3942 nucleotides long. RefSeq names its product frizzled class receptor 1 (gene fzd1). The coding region runs from base 731 to 2359 and encodes 542 amino acids. NCBI's taxonomy places the organism in Eukaryota, Metazoa, Chordata, Actinopteri, Characiformes, Serrasalmidae. The record is from RefSeq and is a predicted model, not a curated record. Gene Ontology annotation, biological process: canonical Wnt signaling pathway; non-canonical Wnt signaling pathway. The transcript has 2 exons. Gene Ontology annotation, molecular function: Wnt receptor activity; Wnt-protein binding. Gene Ontology annotation, cellular component: plasma membrane.
GGGGAGGUUCGGGCAAUUCAGGGGCAGUAGGGGUAGUAGGUCUGCAGUCUGAGGUGAAGGGGCUGCAAAGGGGAAAGUAGGUGACAGUAGGGAGUAGUCGAGUGUGUGGGGGAGCAAUAGAAGGCAGUAGAUGGGAAAGUAGGGGCACUAGGGAGCAUUAGAGGUGCAGUAAGUAGGUAGUAAAGUGUCGUACAGAUAAUUAGAGGGGCAGCAGAUGACAGUAAGGGGGAAGUAGGAGGGCAGUAAAGGGAAUUGGGGCAAUUGAAGGGGGGAAGUAGAAGGUAGUAAAAUACAUUAGGAGAUUGUAGAGGGCAUGAACGGGGCAUAGAGGGCAUUAGGGUGGCAGUAGUGGGUGGGUAAGACCACUGGGGACAGUAAAGGGCAUUAUGGUAGUUGUAAAAGGCAUUAGGGAGACAGUAAAAGGCAUCACAGAGGUAAUUAAAGCAAAUAAAUGGUAUUAGAGAGGCAGUAGACAGAAGUAAAAUGCAUUAGGGAGCCAUUAGAGGGCAGUAAAGGGCAUUAGGGAGGCAUUAGAGGGCAGUAAAGGGCAUUAGGGAGGCAUUAGAGGGCAGUAAAGGGCAUUAGUGCAGCUGUCAAUGGCAGUAAAGGGCAGUAGGGGCAGUUAAGGGCAUUAUUAAAGUAAUAAAGAGCACUAAGGUAGCAGUAGAGAGAAGUAAAAGGCAUCAAGGAAGCAGUAGUGGCCAUUAGGAGGAGCAGUAGAGUGAGCACCAUGACCUUACUGCCUGCAGCACUGCUACUGCUGGUACUGGUGCCUGUGCAUGGGCAGUACGGUGAGCGUGGGCUCUCUGUGCCUGAGCAUGGCUUCUGCCAACCCAUCUCCAUCCCGUUAUGUGCGGAUAUCCAGUACAAUGAGACCAUCAUGCCCAACCUGCUGGGGCAUACCAACCAGGAGGAUGCAGGACUGGAGGUGCAUCAGUUUUACCCGCUGGUGAAGGUACAGUGUUCGGCCGAACUGCGAUUCUUCCUCUGCUCUGUCUAUGCACCUGUUUGCACAGUGCUGGAGAAGGCGCUGCCGCCAUGUCGGGCACUAUGCCAGCGUGCCCGGCUGGGGUGUGAGGCACUCAUGAAUAAGUUUGGCUUCCAGUGGCCCGAGAGCCUGGCAUGUGAAUCUUUCCCUGUGCAUGGGUCUGGAGAGCUGUGUGUGGGUCAGAACGCAUCCGAGCGAGGCUCCAGCGCUACUCCUAGUGCUGGCACCACCACUGUCACCCCAUCACCCCGCAACCGGCCUUCCGGAGGGCGCUACAGGUGCCCUGUGGUGCUCCGAGUGCCUCCCUACCUCAACUACCGCUUCCUGGGUGAGGAGGACUGCGCCGCCCCCUGUGAGCCGAAGCUUCCACAUGGACUCAUGUUCUUCUCAGAGGAUGAGCGGAGCUUUGCCAGGCUGUGGAUUGGCAUCUGGUCGGUGCUCUGUUGUGCCUCCACCUUAUUCACUGUGCUCACAUACCUGGUGGAUAUGAAGCGCUUCAGUUACCCUGAGCGUCCCAUCGUCUUCCUGUCUGGAUGCUACACCAUGGUUUCUGUGGCCUACAUGGCUGGAUUCCUGCUGCAGGAUGCCGUGGCCUGCAAUGAAAAAUUUGACAAUGAGUUCCGGACGGUGGUGCAGGGCACCAAGAAAGAGGGUUGCACAAUCCUCUUCAUGAUGCUCUACUUCUUUAGCAUGGCUAGCUCCAUCUGGUGGGUGAUCUUGGCACUUACCUGGUUCCUGGCAGCCGGGAUGAAAUGGGGUCAUGAAGCUAUCGAGGCCAACUCCCAGUACUUCCAUCUAGCGGCAUGGGCAGUCCCCGCUGUCAAGACCAUAACCAUUUUAGCUGUGGGUCAGGUGGAUGGCGACGUUUUGAGUGGCGUCUGUUUCGUGGGCAUUAACAGUGUGGAGGCCCUUCGUGGAUAUGUGCUAGCGCCACUUUUCCUCUACCUGUCCAUUGGAACGUCAUUCCUGUUGGCCGGUUUCGUCUCUCUCUUCCGCAUCCGAACCAUCAUGAAGCAUGACGGCACCAAGACAGAGAAGCUGGAGAAGCUGAUGGUGCGGAUCGGAGUCUUUAGUGUGCUCUACACCGUCCCCGCCACAGUCGUCAUCGCCUGCUACUUUUACGAACAGGCCUUCCGGUCACAGUGGGAACAGACAUGGGUCGGACAAUCAUGUAAAACGUACGCAGAGCCGUGUCCCACACACAACCCACAGGUCAGGCCAGACUUCACUGUCUUCAUGAUUAAGUACCUGAUGACUCUGAUCGUGGGAAUAACGUCCGGCUUCUGGAUCUGGUCUGGAAAGACAAUAAAUUCAUGGAGAAAGUUCUACAUGAGACUCGCAAAUGGCAAACACGGAGAGACGACAGUGUGAUUGUUGUUUUCCUGGACCAUAUCUUUGGAGGUGAUUUCGCUGAAUGGAAUCAUCUGCUUUGGGACAGACUUCUGAGUUCGGAUGGUCUAAUCCAAGAGGCUCUGGAUCUUUUUGAAGGCAUGUAUUGUUUGAAUGGACAUCAAACAGAUCACAUGAUGUGUAUGAACUCCAACAGUAAGGAAUGCACUCGGGGUUUAAGACAAAGAACUGCCAAUGUGCAAAAUUAUUCAGUGAUUUCUAAGAAACAAGGCAGUGUGGAGUGAAGCUGGAGGGAUUCUUGGCUGCAUUCUGCUUCACACAAAGAUACAGGGUUUGUUCUUUAGUGCCUUUAUCCAGCUUUAGUACUUACAUGGACCAAACAGGAGACAGAUUCAGUCCAACAGCACUUCUCACUCACCCAAAAUGAGAAGACAUUUAAAUCCAAACCCAAUCAGAAAUGAUUGCUCCUGUUAUUUAAUAUUCUUUCCUCUAAGCUCCAUUCAGGUCUGUUUUCCUUUGUUUGUAAUGCGUCUCAUUUCCAGUCCUGUAAUUUCACUACAGUGUGAACUGUAUCAGAAUUACUCAGAUUAUCCAAAGUCUCUGCAUCAUUUAGAGGCUGAGAUAUAAACAAAGUCAUUCAUACAGAGCCUGACUGCCUUAAAAUUGAGUUCAUUGAGCUUCUACUAGCAGGUUAAUGGCAUAGUAAUAUAUCUGAUAUUAACUUAAAUAAAUAAAUGAAGAAAAUUUGAAAUCUAAAUUUGAAUGCAGCUUAUCUUUUAAAACUGAAUCUGAAACUGAACUUGAAUCUGAAAUUUUAAUGCAUUUUCCUUCUGAGUGAAGUGAGUAGGGAGUGGGUUUGGGGGGCAUUAUGUUAUUGGUUUAUAUUAAUUUAGCCUGCCCACUUGUGCAUGGUGACAUCAUCAAACAUCAGUAAUGCUGCAAAGGUGGAUAAAAAAAAUUACAUUUACAUGUAAAAUGACAAAAUUAGUAUUAGUGUUUACAAUAAUUUGCAAAAAUUUUGGCACAUUUGGUCAGUUUCCAUGUUGUUAAUUUUCUAAGUGGGAAUAAGUUACACAUCCUCUACAGAGAAACACCUCUGCUCACAUUAGUUUAUUUACUGAAUUCCAAAAAAUAUUAAACAUGAUAUGGAUUGAGAUCAAGUGCUCAACCAUGUAGUAUCUGGUGCUCACCAUAUAAUGUCAGGUGCUCACCACGUAGUAUCACUUGCUCUCUACAUGGCAACAUAGCAUCAGGGGCUUACCACUAAUAUCAGGUGCUCACCUGAUAGUGCUGAGUGCUCAUCUGAUAGUGCCGGGUGUUCACCACAUAGUAUCUAGUGCUCACCUGAUAGGAUUGGGUGCUCACCACAUAGUAUUGGGAGCUCAACUGAUAAUAUAGAGUGCUCAUCAUACAGUACUGUGUGCUAAACCUGAUAGUGUUGGGUGCUUACCACAUAUUAUCUGGUGCUCACCACAUAGUAUCUGGUGCACACCAAAUAUUGACCUAAAAAAAAAAACGUCCCUUUUACAUAAAAAACAGGUCCCUUAAAGGGCUUUUAAAAAAUACACAGUACUGUUUUAUAUUUAGGUUUUUUCUCUGUAAAG